UUUAAAUACCCACCAAGCUCUGUUUCAGAAACUCCAGCUUUAAGAAAGGCACACAGAGGAAGGAGACCACGAGGAAGGAAGAAAACUGCCCUUGUGAGUCAAACACUAAGCUUCCUAGUUCUGCUGAAUACAGACUCUAGGAGGAAGACCUGCCCCAGAGGCCUGCACACAAUGCUGAGGACCACCUGGCUAUGCAUUCUCCUGGUAGCCUCUGUCAGUCGCCCCGUGUGGCUGCAGAAGCCUCAUAAACGCAAGACACAGCUCAAAGCAGCCGGCUGCUGUGAGGAGAUGAGGGAACUCAAGGCCCAGGUCGCCAACCUCAGCAGUCUGCUGGGUGAGCUGAGCAGGAAGCAGGAGAGCGACUGGGUCAGUGUGGUCAUGCAGGUGAUGGAGCUGGAGAGCAGCAGCAAGCGCAUGGAGUCUCGGCUCACCACUGCCGAGAGCAAGUACUCUGAGAUGAACAACCAGAUCGACAUCAUGCAGUUACAGGCUGCACAGACCGUCACACAGACCUCGGCAGAUGCCAUCUACGACUGUUCCUCCCUGUACCAGAAGAACUACCGAAUCUCUGGGGUGUACAAGCUUCCUCCAGAUGAGUUCCUGAGCAGCCCUGAGUUAGAGGUGUUCUGUGACAUGGAAACUUCAGGCGGAGGCUGGACCAUCAUCCAGAGGCGCAAGAGUGGCCUUGUCUCCUUCUACCAAGACUGGAAACAGUAUAAGCAAGGGUUUGGCAGCAUUCGAGGCGACUUCUGGCUAGGGAAUGAACAUAUCCACCGGCUUACCAGGCAGCCAACAAGGCUUCGUGUGGAGCUGGAGGACUGGGAGGGUAAUGUACGCUACGCAGAGUACAGCUACUUUGCGUUGGGCAAUGAACUGAACAGCUACCGCCUCUUCCUGGGGAACUACAGUGGCAACGUGGGGAAGGACGCUCUCCUCUAUCAUAACAAUACCGUCUUCAGCACCAAGGACAAGGACAACGACAACUGCUUGGACAAGUGUGCACAGCUCCGAAAAGGUGGCUACUGGUACAACUGCUGCACAGACUCCAACCUCAAUGGGGUGUACUACCGCCUGGGGGAGCACCGGAAGCACAUGGAUGGCAUCAGCUGGUAUGGCUGGCAUGGAGCCAACUAUUCCCUCAAACGGGUGGAGAUGAAGAUCCGUCCAGAAGCCUUCACGCCCUAG
Messenger RNA from Rattus rattus (black rat), 1185 nucleotides. RefSeq names its product angiopoietin like 7 (gene Angptl7). The record is from RefSeq and is a predicted model, not a curated record. The transcript has 5 exons. NCBI's taxonomy places the organism in Eukaryota, Metazoa, Chordata, Mammalia, Rodentia, Muridae. Bases 172 to 1185 code for a protein of 337 amino acids.